UUUCAGUAUCACACACCGCCAACUCAUAGGUCGUUUUUUUUGGGGUUUGUUUUUAUUCAUCUGAAUAUUUUGUACUUCUUGAAUGAAACCGUGUUUUCAGCAACAUGAGGAUCCUUAACCCCUUAACCCUAAUAUCUAACAGUAGCAAUAAGAUUUUAUUGAGCAAGUUCACACAAUGUGCUCUAUUCGAGCAGUGGCACCACAAUCGUGUGUUGUCCACCGACGCUGCACCACCACAAAAAACGGCAGAGUUUUACGAUAUUGUGAUCGCAGGGGGUGGGCUCGUUGGAACUAUAUUAGCCGUAGCACUGGGACAACUAAGUCGUUUAUCCAACAAGAAGAUAUUAAUGCUGGAAUCUGCAGACAAAUUUUGGACUAAAGGUCCGGAAUCAAUUAAAACAUCGGAUGAUGAUCCAGAUUUCAGCAACCGAGUCGUGGCCUUAUCUCCAGGGUCGAAAAAAUUCUUGGCGAAACUAGGAAUUUGGGAAGAAGUUUGGAGGAGUCGACCAGUUUCUUGUCUACAGGUUUGGGAUGCUUUGUCAGAUGCGCACAUUUCCUUCAAUAAUUCAGAUUAUCAGCAGCCGGUUGCACACAUUGUAGAGAACGCGGUACUGGCACAUGCAGUUUCUAAAUUUCUAAAUGAUGUGUCAAAUGUCACUGUAGCAUUUGGAUCUAGUCUUAAAUCAUGUGUUAUUCCAUCAGAAAGUAAACUUGGGGAGAAGGCUUAUAUCAGUUUGAAAGAUGAGCGUAUGAUAGCUACUGAUUUGUUGAUAGGGGCAGACGGAUUUAACUCUCGAGUGAGAACAACGAUGGGUUCUCCAUAUUUAGGAUUUAAUUACGACCGAAUGGCCGUGGUUGCAACUCUAAAGCUAAAUGAGCCAACCGAUAAUCGAGCAGCUUGGCAAAGAUUUGUGCCAACAGGUGGACCCAUCGCUCUACUUCCUUUGUCCCCACAGUUUAGCUCUCUUGUCUGGAGUACCACCCCGGAAUAUGCAAAGAAACUUUUAAAUAUGACUGUUGAGGAAUUUGUAGAUGCAGUUAAUUCAGCAUUUUGGCAAGAGUAUUCACAAUCACCACUAGUCAAAAAAUCAUGCGAAAUACUAUCAACUUUCAAUCUUCGGAAUUCUGGCCCUAAAAUUUACCCACCUUCUAUUAUGGAUGUUGUUGAAAAGUCUAGGGCAGCUUUUCCUUUAGGAUUUGGUCAUUCUUCGUUUUAUGUUAGUAGGCGAACAGCAUUAAUAGGUGACGCAGCUCACCGACUCCACCCACUCGCAGGACAGGGGCUAAAUUUAGGAAUAGGAGAUGCCGAGACUUUGCAAAGAGUUUUGGAUGAUGUGGUUGGAAUAGGGGGUGAUAUUGGAAGUUUAGAUAACUUAAAAGAAUACGAAACUGAACGGCAACGGCACAAUCUGGCAAUUCAAGGCGGUGUUGAUUUUCUCCACAGAUUGUAUAAUUAUGAGUUUGCACCAGUCGUAGCCCUUAGAACAAUAGGACUCUCUGUUUUCAAUUCAUCUGAAACGUUAAAGCGAGCCAUCAUGAGUCAAGCUUCGGCCUAAACCACUACUAACUUACGAUACAUUUACAUAUUAUCUGCAUGGAUAUUUCAUGUAAAUUCAAUAUAGCAAAUUACUUUUGUUAGUCUAACCUAGUCUAAUGUGUAUAAAAUGGAAUAUAUUUCUUUGCCAAUUGAA
Messenger RNA from Folsomia candida, 1691 nucleotides. It is a transcript of the gene Coq6, whose product is annotated as ubiquinone biosynthesis monooxygenase COQ6, mitochondrial. Lineage: Eukaryota; Metazoa; Arthropoda; Collembola; Entomobryomorpha; Isotomidae. Gene Ontology annotation, biological process: ubiquinone biosynthetic process. The transcript is spliced from 11 exons. The record is from RefSeq and is a predicted model, not a curated record. The coding region runs from base 105 to 1556 and encodes 483 amino acids. Gene Ontology annotation, cellular component: mitochondrion. Gene Ontology annotation, molecular function: FAD binding; oxidoreductase activity, acting on paired donors, with incorporation or reduction of molecular oxygen, NAD(P)H as one donor, and incorporation of one atom of oxygen; 2-octaprenyl-6-methoxyphenol hydroxylase activity.